Messenger RNA from Glarea lozoyensis ATCC 20868, 204 nucleotides. RefSeq lists its product as uncharacterized. Lineage: Eukaryota; Fungi; Ascomycota; Leotiomycetes; Helotiales; Helotiaceae. The record is from RefSeq and is a predicted model, not a curated record. Bases 1 to 204 code for a protein of 67 amino acids. The transcript has 3 exons.
AUGGCGGGCCAUAACUUCGAUUACGAUCCAGCGCUCCUCAAAUACAACAGUGUGAUUCAAAGUAGACACAAGUACUUCAGAUGGACGGGCCGAACAGCGAGAAUCACGUUUGCGUACAUGUUUCUUUUCCCGGCUUUCAUUGGGGUUUUAGCAUACAGAUAUGAGGUUUGUAACACUCGUGCUGGGUAUCGGAAUUGGUAUUGA